AUGAUCGAGGAAAACUCCCAGCCGGAGAAGAAAGCUAUCUCGAUUGUUGAUGCAAAUUUCAAAUCUACAAGAGAAGUUGACUUAUAUUGUAAAAAAGCCAAAGAUACUGAAGAAAGAGUGCAAAGAACCACUAUUUAUUACCAAGGAAGGGUUAUUCAUUGUAAGAAAAGAGCCCACCAUAAUUGGUGGGCAGCUCGGUUUGCCGAGAGAGAACUCCAUGACUUAAAGAAAGAGUAUGUUUGUAAAAGAAAAAGGUGCCUGAUGGUCGAGGAAAACUGCCAGCCAGACCAAAGGGUUGAUGUGUCACUUGUUGAUGAAGAUUGGGAGUAUAAAGCAACAGAAAUCUUGAUCUAUAGGUAUUAA
Molecule: messenger RNA, 363 nt
Organism: Ochotona princeps (American pika)
Lineage: Eukaryota; Metazoa; Chordata; Mammalia; Lagomorpha; Ochotonidae
Product: cTAGE family member 6-like
Exons: 5
Coding region: 1-363 (120 amino acids)
Biological process (GO): endoplasmic reticulum to Golgi vesicle-mediated transport; vesicle cargo loading; protein secretion
Cellular component (GO): endoplasmic reticulum exit site; endoplasmic reticulum membrane
Source: RefSeq, a predicted model, not a curated record